Acanthocheilonema viteae is the source of this 1812-nucleotide messenger RNA. The record is from the annotation of a GenBank genome assembly. Lineage: Eukaryota; Metazoa; Nematoda; Chromadorea; Rhabditida; Onchocercidae.
AUGAUAUCUGAAAAGGCUCGAAAAUUUAUCGAGGAAAGUGUAAGAUUGAUGACACCGAAAGAAGUGCAAAUUUGUGAUGGCUCAAAGGAAGAAGCUGACCAACUUAUUCGACAAACGAUUGACGCUGGUAUGUUGAGGAAGUUAAAGGCUUACGAGAAUAACUAUAUUUGUAGAACGGAUCCAAGAGAUGUUGCCCGCAUAGAAAGUAAAACAUGGAUGGUAACACCAAAAAAAUUUGACACGGUGUGUCAUACAGCUGUGGGUAUAAAACCGAUUAUGGGUAAUUGGAUGUCACCUGAGCAAUUUGAGAAUGAGAAAAAUGCACGAUUUCCUGGUUGCAUGAAUGGACGGACAAUGUAUGUGAUUCCAUUUUCCAUGGGUCCAGUUGGCGGACCAAUUUCAAAAAUUGGAAUACAGGUUACGGACUCCAGUUAUGUUGUUCUUUGCAUGCGCAUUAUGACUCGAGUAACACCAAAAGUAUGGGAAACUUUAGGUGAUAAUAAUUUUGUGAAAUGUAUUCAUUCUGUUGGUGUCCCGGAACCAGUUAAAGAAAAGCUGGUAAAUAAUUGGGCAUGUAAUCCAGAGAAAACGAUUAUAGCACAUCUUCCAGCACAGCGUGAAAUUUGGUCUUUUGGCUCUGGUUAUGGUGGUAAUUCAUUGCUUGGAAAAAAAUGUUUUGCAUUACGGAUCGCUUCAAAUAUAGCUAGACAGGAAGGUUGGAUGGCAGAGCAUAUGCUUAUCAUGGGAGUAAUGCCCCCGAAUGGUAAAGAACGCUUUCUUGCUGCUGCCUUCCCUUCAGCCUGUGGUAAAACCAAUCUUGCAAUGUUGACGCCAACUCUUCCGGGUUGGAAAGUGCGAUGCAUCGGUGAUGACAUAGCAUGGAUGAAAUUUGGUAGUGAUGGUAAAUUGUACGGAAUAAAUCCUGAGGCAGGCUUUUUUGGUGUUGCACCUGGAACAUCGAAUAAAACUAAUCCAGUGGCAAUGGCAUCCUUUCAAAAAAAUAGCGUUUUUACAAAUGUUGCUGAAACUGCUGAUGGAGAAUACUUCUGGGAAGGACUGGAAAAAGAAAUCAAGAAUCCGAAAGUUGAUAUAAUCAAUUGGCUAGGCAACAGAUGGCACAUUGGUGAGGAAGGUCAGGCUGCACAUGCUAAUUCGCGAUUUACCUGUCCUGCUAGUCAGUGUCCAAUUAUUCAUCCAAAAUGGGAAGAACCUAGUGGUGUACCAAUUGAGGCAUUCAUUUUCGGCGGAAGAAGGCCAGAAGGUGUACCGCUGGUGUUUGAAUCAUUUUCAUGGCAGCAUGGAGUUUUUGUAGGUGCAUGCCUAAAGUCUGAAGCAACAGCUGCAGCUGAAUUUAAAGGCAAAGUGGUGAUGCAUGAUCCGAUGGCGAUGCGACCUUUUAUGGGUUAUAAUUUUGGCAAUUAUCUUCAGCACUGGCUGAGUCUCAAUAAUGGCAUUCAUAAGGUCCCGAAAAUUUUCCAUGUUAAUUGGUUCCGUCGUGAUACAAAUGGUAACUUCCUGUGGCCAGGAUUUGGCGAAAAUAUUAGAGUAAUUGAUUGGAUCAUAAAACGUCUAGAUGGCGAUGAGUCUAUUGGACAAAAAAGUGCAAUUGGUAUCAUACCCAAAGAAAAUUCGUUGAACCUUGAAGGUCUUUAUGAUAUAAACAUGAAAGAAUUACUGAGCAUUCCGAAGCAAUAUUGGAUGGAAGAUGUUCAGGAGAAUAAGAAAUUUAUGGCAGAACAAGUCGGGCCAGACUUGCCGCAAGAAAUUCAAAUCGAAAUGGAAGAACAGUGUAAAAGGAUUGCAGCGCUUUAG